AUGUCAGAAGAAAGUGAUUAAUAUAUUGAAGAAUAAGACCUUCAUAUAGAAUUGUUAAAGGCUAUUAAAGAAAAUAACAUUCAAUAAAUCAAAAAUCUACUUUACUAAGCAAAAUAGGGCAAUAAUGAUUUGAUCAAUUUCUAAAUUAAACAUUAACCAAUUCAUUUGGCAGUAUGGAUAGGUAAUAUGAAAAUAAUGUUACUCUUAAUAUAGAAUGGAGCAAAUGUGGAUGCAAUCUCUAAUACUCAAAUGAAUUGCUUAACAAUUGCUGUAUACAGAAAACAUGUUAAUUUAGUUUAAGCAUUGUUAGCAAUAAUUAAAGAUCCUAAUUUCUUGUCAAAACGAGGAACUGCUCUACAUAUAGCAGCCCUGUAAGAUGAUGAAUAAAUAAUGGAGUUAUUGUUAAAGCAUCCAAAUAUUGACAUUAAUAUUAAAUUCAAGAAUGAAACACCGAUUUAGGUUGCAGGAUAAAUGACUAGGAAAUUAUUAUUGGUAUAAGAACGUUUGUAAAAAUCUUCAAUUUUAAUUACUAAUUCAUUUAUCAAUUCAGAUGUAAGCAUUUAUUUAAAAAGAGUCAUCUUUUUAAUUAAUUUUAAUUACCUGCAUUAAUAACUGGAUUUUCUUAAGAAAUUGAUUGGUAUGGUAUGAGAAAAUCUAGAAAAUUCUUGCUAUUAGACCCAAUAAAUGGAAUUUUUGCAAAAUUUUAGAGAAAAGUGGAUUAUCCAUUGAAACCGUAGGGUAUUAUGGCUCUUGAGUUGAUUAAUUCUGUAUAAAUAAAUAAUAACCUUUGUUUUUCAACCCCAAACUAUUCUUAUUUAGAAAUAAAAUACUCAAACAAUAAAACAAUCUGGUAUAGUUUUAGGAGCAAGAAUAUUGCAAAGAUUUGGAAAGACAAAAUAUAAGAAGCAACAUAAUAUUUUUAGCAUUUAAACUAAAAAUACAUGGUUUUUUAUUAAUAAAACGAUUCGAAAAGGGUAAAAUAAUAUUUUUUUUAUGAAAUGGAAUUGAAGUAGAAAAUUGAAUAAAUAGAGCUUGAGGAUACAAAUUUUUUAUUUGAGGGUAUUAAUAAAGAUUCAUAAAAUUAUGUUUAUAAUGAUCAUUAAAAUAAUUAUCAAUAAAAGUCAAAAAAAUUAAGUGACUUUCAAAUUUUAAAAUGUAUUGGCAAAGGUUCAUUUGGAUAUGUUUUUAUGGUAGAAUAUCAAAAAAAUACUUAUGCUCUAAAAUAACAAGACAAAUAAAGAUUAAAGUAAUCAAAUAAUUUGGAAUAUGUUAUGACAGAGGUGAAAAUUUUAAGAAUGAUUAAUCAUCCUUUUAUUGUCAAAUAUAUCAUGUGUAAUUUAAAUAAUUUUAUAACUUUAGCCUUUCAAACAACUAAAAAUUUAUAUCUAGUUUUAGAAAUAUUAUAAUAAGGGGAUUUAGCAAUGUACAUGACAAGAGGCAUAAUUUUGGAUGAGAAAUUAAGUAAAUUAUUAAUUGGAUAAAUCAUUCUUGCUAUUGAGCAUUUGCAUAAACAUGAUAUUUUAUAUAGGGAUUUAAAACCAGAAAACAUUUGUGUUGAUUCUUAAGGUUACAUUAAACUUAUUGAUUUUGGAUUAUGUAAAUUUAUUACUCAAGAUGAAUUGACGUUUACCAUAUGUGGAUCUCCAGCGUACCUUGCCCCAGAAGUCUUAAACAAUAGUGGAAUAUCUAAAUCUACAGAUGUCUAUUAAAUAGGUUUGUUAUUAUAUGAAAUGCUUACUGGAUAUCCUCCUUUUUAUACAAGAGAUAUAAAUAUUCUUAUCAAGAGAAUUAAGACUGGUAUAUUAAUGUAUUUAUUUAGAAUAAAUAACUAUUCCAAACAAUAUAUCAAAGGAGGCAAGAGAUCUUUUGAGUUAAAUUUUAAAACAAUCUGCUUUCGAGAGAAUAAGUAUUGAAUAAAUUAAAUAACACAAUUUUUUUAAAGAUUUAGAUUGGCUUUAAUUGGAAAAAAAAGAAAUAAAAAUUCCAUAGUUGAUUCAAAGAUUCUAGCAGUCUAAAAGAGCUACAGGAGAUUUAAUUGAUUCUGAUUCUUGUUUGGAUGAUUAUAUUUAAGAUUGGGAUUUUAGUACAAUUUGA
Paramecium pentaurelia is the source of this 2094-nucleotide messenger RNA. Lineage: Eukaryota; Ciliophora; Oligohymenophorea; Peniculida; Parameciidae. The record is from the annotation of a GenBank genome assembly.